GAGAAAGGAAUGGGCACAGUUCAUAGGACAUAUUCCUCCCACCCUACCCUACCCUAUCCAACCCCACCCAUGUUUCCAGAUUGGAGUGAAAACAUAGGACAGGCUAACAACUCUCAAUUAUAAAGAGAAUCAUAGGCUGCCACAUAUUGAGACAAAGUUGUAAGGAUCAAAGAACUUUCCUAUGUUUCAAGCGAAAAGCAAUUUCUUCUCAUAUAAACAGAGAUGGCUUUUCAGAAUUUUCAAAAUAAAGAAAUGAACUUAGUUUUAUCGAGUGAUGCAAAGCCUCGACUGAAAUGGACUCAAGAACUGCACCAACGAUUCGUUGAUGCAGUCGAGCAGCUCGGAGGAGCAGAUAAGGCUACACCAAAAUCCUUGAAGAGGAUGAUGGGGAUUCAUGGACUCACUUUGUACCACCUCAAGAGUCAUUUACAGAAAUAUAGACUGGGAAAAAGUCAACAAUCACAAACCUACCACAAAAAUAAACAAGAAGACUACAGAGCUGUUGAUCAGAGAAGUGACUUCCCCAACAAGAUCUGUAAUGGAGUGCAAGAUCAGAUUAAUGAUUUUCAGAUAGCUCAAGCUCUACAAAUGCAAAUGGAGGUGCAAAGGAAACUCCAUGAACAAAUCGAGGUGCAAAGGCAUUUGCAGAUAAAAAUUGAAGCUCAAGGAAAGUAUUUGCAGUCAGUAUUGAAAAAAGCACAAGAGACUCUUGCUGGAUAUAGUUCUUGCUCUAUCGAAGUAGAAAAUGCACGGGCAGAACUUUCUCAGUUAGUAUCAAUGGUCGACACGAACUGGUGUCUAAGUUCUUCGUUGUCCAUUUUGACAGAGAGUGACGGCUCAAUCUUAAAAGAUGGAAAGAACAAACUUUUAGGACACAAUGGGUGUUCAGUCGAGAGUUCUUUAACAUCGUCUGAGAGUUCGGGGAGAAAAGAAGAAACUCGACCAUUUAUGGGAUUAAACGAGCCUCGAGAACUUGGAACACCAAAAAGAAGCAGAGAAUAUGAAGUUGAAGGCAAGAAUGAAAAAGUGAGAAAAUUGGGAUUAUUAGGGGACCUGGAUUUGAACAAAAAAUUCAUGAGUGAUUUUGAUUCAACUCCAAAACAGAUAGACUUGAACUGCAAGGCAGUUGAUGAGACCAAUGGGGAUUUUAGUGCCCAGAAACAUCCUUGACAGGUGUUUGGAGCCAAAGGUUGUUAUAAUUAGUACUAUAAUGUCAAUGGAAACUAAAAUAUAUGUGUAUAAUGAUGAACCUCAAUGACUUUUCUGAAAAAUAUUUGUAUAAAGAUGCAGCAUAUUAUGUUCAUAUUAUUGA
Olea europaea var. sylvestris is the source of this 1312-nucleotide messenger RNA. RefSeq names its product myb family transcription factor PHL8-like. The record is from RefSeq and is a predicted model, not a curated record. Bases 223 to 1170 code for a protein of 315 amino acids. Gene Ontology annotation, molecular function: DNA-binding transcription factor activity; DNA binding. Lineage: Eukaryota; Viridiplantae; Streptophyta; Magnoliopsida; Lamiales; Oleaceae. The transcript is spliced from 6 exons.